AUGAUGUCUAGUAAUGCAUAUAGAUCUAGUGAGUGUAACAGGUUUCGUAGUACAUCCUCAACAGAUAAGUUGCAAGAUGCAAGACAAACACGGUUGUGUUGUACUCGUUUGCAAGAGGUGCAUACAAAGGUGAACUGUGAACCAGUGAGCAAGUUCAGUGAUAAGCUAAAUGUAAACUCCAGGCCUUACUCCGAAUUGUGUGACGAUAACGUUGUUGUGAAGAAGUCUGUAGUUGCAACUGGUAAGCCGUUGCUGAAUAGAGUGUCACAGAAUAGAGUUACUGCUUCAGAGUGGAGUUCUGACUCCAAAAGUUUACAAAGUAUAACUAGUCAGAGUGAAGAUGUAAAAACCUUAAUGAUUUGUGAGGAGGAACCAAAAUUGUCUACUUCUGUUAUUAAAGAGUUUGAAAAUGAUGAACUUGACGGUAAAUUGGAUAUAUGUGAUAAUGAUCAUGAUAGUGCAGAUUUGUCUUUGGUUGAUCAUGAUGAAAUGGAGGGAUAUGCCUACUACUGCUAAGUUAAAUAAAGGUUCUGUACAACUUGAACGUGAAGUAGAAAUAAAUGCAGAUUCAGUUGCAGAAGGCAUGCAUACUUGUGAGACCGUCAGUGUAAUUGAUCAGCGUGUAGCCCACCUAUCAUCAGAUGAUAGUGCUAAACCCGAACUAGUAGUGAAAGACAGCAGUGGUGGUAAUCUUGCAGUUGGACAACUAUCUGAGAGCCGAACAAGAACAGCUUCUGAUCCACCACUAAGUUCAUCACCUUGUGUCACUCAGUCAUCGUUGGUGUUUUCAUCCACAAUGAAACAGAUGCCCAUCAACUCAAGUAUCUUGUGCAAUGACUAUGGUAGUAUCAGUUCGUUUGAAAGGACGAAUAUCAAUGGUCAGUUUAGUGUGGAUAAGCCAAGUGUAAACGAGAGAGUAGUUGUUAAAUUGACUUGCACGAAUAAAGGCAUUUCUAGUUUCAAGUUACUAUUUGAAUGUUAUUAUCUUUGGUGUAAAUUACUCUGUUUCUACACUUGGUUGAUGAGAUAUGUCGUGUGUUUGUUCGUCAUCUAUAUUCUACGAUACAAUGACAUGAGCGUGUUGCCGUUCAGAUUUGAGGAUAUAGCUGAUAGAAGGAAGUUAGCAAAUGAACUCUGCGACGAUUUUCCAACCUAGAGCGUCAACCUGAGAAGGGUUGUAGGCGUACUGCUGUAAGUCCUACAAUUCUUCAAAGGGUAGCGCAUCAAUGAGCAGUCCAAUGUGCUUGGUGUGUGAUUUUGUACAUAUGUUCAUAUUGUAUAUACUGAAUUGAUAUCAUCUGUCAUCUAGCUGUUGGUAAUUCUGUUUGUGUCCGGACGACUUCCACUUGGAUCAUCAACCUGAGAAGGAAUGUAGG
Molecule: messenger RNA, 1376 nt
Organism: Trichobilharzia regenti
Lineage: Eukaryota; Metazoa; Platyhelminthes; Trematoda; Strigeidida; Schistosomatidae
Source: the annotation of a GenBank genome assembly